Messenger RNA from Gadus morhua (Atlantic cod), 1332 nucleotides. It is a transcript of the gene dync2li1, whose product is annotated as dynein, cytoplasmic 2, light intermediate chain 1. Gene Ontology annotation, biological process: intraciliary transport involved in cilium assembly; intraciliary retrograde transport. Gene Ontology annotation, molecular function: dynein heavy chain binding. The record is from RefSeq and is a predicted model, not a curated record. The transcript has 13 exons. Lineage: Eukaryota; Metazoa; Chordata; Actinopteri; Gadiformes; Gadidae. Gene Ontology annotation, cellular component: axoneme; cytoplasmic dynein complex; ciliary basal body. Bases 112 to 1191 code for a protein of 359 amino acids.
UGACGUACACGUCAUCAUUCUGCGCCGUUACUUUGGCAACAUUUGUGUUUAUGCGCCUGUACACUCGUCCAUGGUCCAUAGGGGAAGACUUCUGGAUUCAAAUAAAAAGAAAUGCGCAAAAUAAGCACGGACACGUUGUGGGACCUGGCAGCAGCCGAGGUCCAGAACCGGAACAGCAACACCAGUGAGGACCAUGGUGGUGGUGAUGGAGCUGUCAGCCAGAGAACCGUGUUCAUAGUGGGGAGCAAGACCGGGGGAAAAACAUCCAUUCUUCUGAGAUGUCUUGACAGGGAUGAAGCAACCAAGCCAACGCUGGCUCUGGAGUAUACGUUUGGACGACGAGCCCGAGGACAUAACACACCCAAAGACAUAGCCCACCUGUGGGAGCUGGGAGGGGGGAACUCCCUCUCGGACCUGGUCCAAAUCCCCAUCACUCCUCUUAGUAUCAGAUCUCUGUCUCUCAUCCUAGUCCUGGACUUGUCUCAACCCAGCAGGCUGUGGAGGACCAUGGAAACCCUUCUUCAGGCAGCACAUACCCAGCUAGGGAAGGCCUGCUCCCAGACUCAGGCCCAUGCCGGGGCCAAGCACAAGGCGAGCAGCUUUCAACCAGCAGCGCGAGUGUUGCCCAAAGAUUAUCCUGACAGAGAGCUUCUGAGUCCCUUUCCUGUUCCUCUGCUCAUCAUUGGCAGCAAAUAUGACCUUUUCUUGGAGUUGGAGUCUGAUAAGAGGAAAGUGAUCAGUAAGACGUUGCGCUUUAUCGGACACUAUUACGCAGCCUCUCUCAUAUUCACUAGCACCAAGUCAGAGCUGCAGAUGUCCAAGACCAAGAGCUUCUUCAACCACCUGGCAUUUGGCCUGGAGAGAGGAAAGUCUGUGUCGUUUGACAGCAGCAAGCUCCUGGUCAUUCCCUCGGGCUCCGACUCCUUCAUCCAGAUAGGCUCCCCUCCUACUAGUGAUGUGGAUAUUGGUUCUCUGCAUGCUAAAAGCCCCUUGGACCUCUGGAAGAAGGUCUAUGAGAGUGUGUUCCCUCCAGAGAGUAUCAGUGAGAAUAAGGAGCUGAAAGAUCCAGCCAAGGACCCCCAGUACAGUGAGCCCCAGGUUGACUCCAUGAGGGCCCAGAAGGACCAGGAGUUGCAGCAGUACAGAAGAAAUGCUGCAAAGUCAUGGAAAGAACUGGAACUGGAUACCUAGUAACACACACACCAACACACACACACUGAUUAUUUCCUAGAUUAUAUAUAGAAAGAGCAUAUCAUUUAUAUUUAUACAUGUACCUAAUUUUGUCAACAAUGUAUUUAGAUGUUAUUGAAAAUAAAGAAUCUUAAAUAACUA